Molecule: messenger RNA, 7645 nt
Organism: Branchiostoma floridae (Florida lancelet)
Lineage: Eukaryota; Metazoa; Chordata; Leptocardii; Amphioxiformes; Branchiostomatidae
Exons: 16
Coding region: 1416-5132 (1238 amino acids)
Source: RefSeq, a predicted model, not a curated record
GGGACCCGCUAUAUAUAUAACGUUAUAUUUAUCAUUCCCAUAAAACUUCUUUUUAAUUUAGCUUUGACUCCACCGUUCCUCUUCAGCCCGCUAAAACUUCUUUGCCCCCCGUCGUUCUAGUCUGUGUAACGCAAAGUCCGCUGUCCAGGGCUGUAAGAAACUGGCCCCUCCUGGAGCCGGCGGAUGUUUGGCGGGCCGCUAUAAGCGAGAUCUAAUCAGGCUACCGUCGUUCCUCUUUGUCUCGAAGUAGGCUGCUUAUUCCCCGUUGACAGCUUUGAAUCCAACGACGCCGUCAACCGGUAUACGUACUAACGUUACCCCUCAAUCGAAGUAGUAACGUUUAGUUAGUGUAACGUGUUACUUCUGAAUAUUGUAAAUCGUAAAAAAAUCGGUGGUUGGAUUUUGAUCUAUUUUCACGGUGACCUCCCACCGACACCGCGGACAUGCGUUUCCAAUGUAUUACUAGCUGUACUGCAUAAUUGUUUCAAUCGCGAAUAUAAAACAUCGCUAAAUCUCCUUUCCCGCCUCCUACCGCGAAACAAAAUGCAGCUUCAGUAUGAGAGCAACUAUCUCAUGAUCGUAACAGAGCCAGACACAUUCCCUGUAUUGUCUUUUAUUUUUCAAGCUGGGUCACCAUGAUGAUUUAUGUCAUUUGCGAACUUUCCCCGCGGAAUGUUUGUUCAUACCUUGAUACCUUGAUGAUACCUUCAUAAGUUAUUAAUUACUCAGAUUUGGUAUAAAAAAGGGAUUCUGCUCCGCAUCUUGUGACAACAACAAAAUAAUUCAUAAGGCCUGGACUUGACAAUACGAAAACCACCUUCACCUUGUCAUCGGUGUUAUAUUCCUCCUCCCCACCUGUUAAAUAAGUUGAUACAAAACAAGUCAACACUGUAACAUGUUUAACGCUACAAACAUCACAGAAAGUGAUCUAACUGGUUGAAUACUGGAGUGUCCCCUUUCAGAGGAUCAAAUGUACUCAGCUGCCCGCGAACAAAUGGUGAAGUGCUAUUCUAGUACCGACCUAACCUGCCAGGCGGCAUGAUGAAUGCCUUCUCACGUUCCCCCAUAGCAACCAGGUAUGACCCCUGGCGCACCGUACGCCACAGCACACCUGUAGGACCUGUCAGGCGUCCCGUCUCCAGGGAGACUGGCCACGCCCCCACUGUCCCCAAUCCAAACACCUAUAAACAGUUGGGGUUCUCAAGUACCCAGUCAACAUGGCGGCCCGCAUGGCAUGUACCGAGAGUCUCUCUCGAGACGGGCUUUAGGGCUCCUUAGGAGAGGCUUUGAACGUCCUCCUGAAGGAUUAAAUCUUGAAAAGAUCUUCAGGGAAUGAUAUAUAAUUGACCCGGACGAGGUGAGCUCCUGACGAAGUUUGUUCCAGAACAAUCUGAUUUUGACCUCACGAAAUCACCAUGACAUCAAUCGCAUCAUCAUCAGCGCCAGUGCAGGAGUUACCCCCUCCCUGGAGAGCAGCCGGCUCCACAUUCUUCUGGCAACAGACCAGUCGUAAGUCCGCCAAGCGGUUCCGCAAGUCCCCUGACGAGCUUCCUCAGUCUCUGCGGUUUGCCAACUUCAAUCCUCGCCUGGCAGCUUUCUUGACGAAACAGGACAAGCAGAAGAAAGCGGAGGCGGAUACUGAAGUGGGUACACACGAGGAGACGGAGGAAGGCGGCAAGAAGAAGGAAAGUUUACUACCGGCAAUCAACCAAACUUUGUCUCUAAUUCAAGAAUCUCUAGAUCGAGCUACCUCGAACUUAGCACAGUUAGAACAGCAAGAACAGGAGAAUAAACUAGCCUGGGACGAUCCACAGAAAAUCCAGUUUGAAGAGUCGAAAUACGCCGCACCUACACUACUUGUAGAGUUGGCAAAAGUUUUGUAUCUAUUUGAACAUGAAGAAACAGUGAACCUUCACACAGAUAUUGUGUGGCAACUCUGUUGGGGAUUCAAAGAGCUCUGUUCGGAUGUGGUAUUCACCAAACGUGAGUGGCAGUCAAAUGCGUACAGAGGAACCUCUGCGACAAAAAAGCACUCGGAAGGUACAAUAGAUCCCACGCAUAUGGACGAAUCAAAAUCGUCCACCAGUCGGAUGGAUGCUGAUCGGGAAACAUCAAAAGAUGAGGAGGGCUCAGAGAGAAGGAGGCGGAGAAGAGCAGGCACCAGGAGUGAUGUGAUAUCAGAAGAAAGUGUGGACUCCCCGCGAGACGACGAUCAAGAUGACUUGAGAUCUAAAGUGGGAUUUGCCCAAAUAAAAGAAGGCCGAGUGCUGUCUGGUGGUGGGAGGUCCAGAACUCGAGCGGAGAGGUUCAAGUUGCCAGGUCUACCAGGGCUACUGACGGAUUCUGGUGCAGAUCGGAAGGUUUCCCUGAUGUCUUCCCGAGCCAGCGGAAUGUUCUACGACACCAGGUCACAGGCCUCCGAUGUGUCAACAGCUCUUCCAUACAGCUCAGCCCACACCCCAGCUGGCUACAUGUCUGUGCUCAACUUCUCUCUGGCCAACAAAGCCUGUGAGGAAAAGGGCUGGAUUGUCCACCCCAACGAGCGAGAUGACCCAGAGAGACAGACCAUGUUGGAAUGGGCAAGACAGAGACUGCUCCUGUCCAUCAAAGUAUCUACUGAACAACAUGAAAAGGCGCUUGAGUUGGGUCACGACAAGCCACUCGUCAUCCGUUACUAUGGCGACACCAAACGAGAAGCCAUGCUGAAGUAUAAGAAGCAGCCGCCGCCCAGUCAGAAGCCGGGAGCCAGGGUGAUGUCACCACCCAAGAUCCCGCGGAUGGACAGCCCAGUGGAGCAGGGCAGGCUGAAGCUCAUGAGACAGCUGCCGGACGGGUCCUGCUCUGUCUUCUACCCAUCAGGUCGUGUAGCGAUCUCGAUCAGCCCUCCCACCAAACCCGGCCAGCUGGGCCUGUACACCAAUGUGUAUGCAGAUAACCUGCAGGGCACCAUGCUGGCCUCAUUCACACCCUCGGGUCACGGCUGCUGCUACCAUCCAAACGGUGUCCCGCGCUUCGUCAUGAGUCCCGAGGGAGGCAUGCUCAUGGAGCCAGACGGAACCAUCUCCAAACAGUGGUCCUGGCCAAAGACGGGGAAACUCCCCGUGACAGUGAAUGUGCAGGUCACAGAGCUGCUUGUGCUCCGCUGUACAAACCUGUCCUCCGUUGCCCUGCACUUUGCCUGUCAGAAGGAGACAGCCAAGUUCAAUGUUGGGCUGUAUGCUGGGGCUGUGCAGCCAAAAGUGGAAGAAAUGGGUUAUCUGAAAACAGAAGGACCAUUCAUUUCCCAAGCAGCCAAAGAGUCAGUCAAACCCAAGAAGAAAGAAAAGGACAGACUGAGAAGAGGAUUUAUCAAACCAAAGUCAAGAUGGGCUAGGGUAUCAGCUACUAAAAAAGAGCGAGACAGAAAGAGGCCUUCUGGUAGUAACCUUGGUGGUACUAAAGAUAACAAGGACUUAGGAAGACCUGACUCAGCAAGAGGCAGCAGUGCCAAAGUCAGACAGGACAGUGAUCCGCAGGCUACACCCAGAGGCAGUGUAGUAGGAGUCCGGCAGGGGUCAGCUAAGGACAGGAGGGAUCAGGAUAGGAAAGAGUCAGUCACAGGCAGAGAUGAAACAUCUGGUAAACAAGCUUCGGGUAGUGCAGGCAAUCUGGAGGAGAAGAGAGUUUCCCAGCAGAUGGCUGAGCUGACCAAGAUUCUGGAGCUGCCGGGAGACAAGGACGAGUUUUUCUCCCAGGCAGAGAAGGACCUGGUCAGACUGCAGCGUAAAGUCAAGAACCUGAUUGAUGAUUGGAUGGAGCACUACCGUAUCGCCAUGCACAUCAGGUCUCCCCACCUCGCCACGCUGUCGCACCGUCCUGGUAAACAGUCUGCCCGACGUACGAUCCAGUCCGCCCGCCCCGCCGCGAAGACUCCUCUGACCUCGCUCUUCCACCAGAUCUCCAAGGAUGAGGAUGGGGAUGAGGAGGGGGAGAAGGUGGAGGAGAGGAACCCUCCCACCAAGCACCAGUCCUUCCGCUCCCCAUCAGCACCACCGCGGCACAUGAUACAGGAGAGGCCGCUGACGGCAGCCUCGUCACGGCCCUUCAGCUCAGCAGAGGCGCUGUCAAGAAAGGGUGAAACAGACUCCAGAGUGCGUCUGGAUCUGGGGAGUGCUAAAGAGGGAGAGCCCAAGUCCCAGGCUGGGUCUGCCAAGACAAGGCAGCAGUCCACUUCCAGUGCAGGGUCUCCGAUGCGAGCUCCCUCAAGCCUCUUCCCAAAGAGUGCCAGCCAUGCCAACCUGUCCACCCCCGAGCGUGUGCGUACCCCGCUGCGGGAGGGCUGCCCCGUCUCGCUGCGUGCUGAGAUCCUGGGAGAGGGCAUCCUGGCCUGCAAGUGUAGCAAGCACAAAGUUCCGCUGGUCAUGGACCUGGAAUUCGACCGUCUCCUCAAGGAGUUUCUUCCCAAGAACCAGCUGAUAAUCAUCGCUGUCACCUCUACGUACUACACGAACGCUAACCCGUGUGAUUCCAUGUUAGAACGGAUGUACAUAGACCGGAACAAAAACAGGACGAUGCCUUGCGUGCAGAGCCGGUCCGAUCCCUUCAGAAUAUUCAAGUACGACAUGGCGGUGGCGGCUGAGCGGACGGACUAUGACCAGCCACUGCUGCUGAGGAGACACAACGCCGUGGCAGGCAUGUUCCUGAUGUACUACAGCGGGAAGCUGCUCUUCUGUGACCACAUCUUCAACGGCUAUGGUAACGCAAAGAAGGACCUCGUCAAGCAGAUACUGAAGACCAAGCAUGAUGCCAAAAUGGGAAACUUCCUGCCAGCUGACUUCCGAUUUUGCCCCAGCAGAGGGAAGGCUGGUCCCCGUGCCGCCUGGGGAGGAGAGAUCGGGGGGACAGGGAUAGGGAAGAGUGGCAAGCCAGGACUACCCAGAGAUGCCAGGUCAGACAGAACAUCGUCUAUCUCCAGCGUCGACUCACGGGAAUUCUAUGUGGAUGCAAAUCGCUGGAGCCAAGGCACGGCGCGAGACGUGGUCACCCUCAGCCUGUCUAAAGACUACUACUUCUUACGGGAGGAGCAGCUCCGUACAGCCAACCCCAGCACAGCCAAACUCCAACCUGUACCAUCUGUAGGAGCCGGGCUGUAGACCAGGAAACAAUUUUUAGCAAACAGACACUGAACUUACAGAAAUCUGUGAAGAGGAUAGGCUCUGAAGGGUCAUUGAAUCCCUUUGCUCCUCUUUCAUAUCCAAAAGGAACUGGAUGGAUGGAUGAAACAUCUCAUUUGACAAAUCAGUAUUGAAGUAAGAUGUGGAAUAACCAAUAGCACCUCAUGACAUGGGUGGUGUGUUAUUUCUGUCAUAUCAUAGUAUCAGUUUUAAAAGCUGAUUAGCCAAGUUGAGUUUUCCAGAAAAUUCUGCCUUGUGGAAAGUAGUUGCGUGUGAGUUGAAAAAAUAGUGGAAGCUGUUGGAUUGCAUAUUGGGUGUUUUGUCAAUCAUCAGUCUUGUUGCAUGUAUCAAAGUUAUUGGAGAUUAUGUGAAGUUAUGAUUACACUAUUGAAUCUAUACAAGACCUUUGUUUGCCACGUGUCUUUCAGAUUUGUGAAUUAUACAUGUAGGUAUUGUUUGUGUUGCAAUGUUAUGUUAGAUAACAUGUGAUGACAUAAUGUUACAUUUACAUAUGAAAAGUCUAUAUUGUUCUGUACCUUUCAGUAGUACAGUUGUAAGGUUUCGAGUUGGAGAAAAUUGGAUAUUGCAACCUGGUGCUCGAUAUGCCUCAUGUUCUUAAAAUGUAUGUAGAUGUUGCCCUAAGACUCAGCUUUCUGACAAAGUGUUGUUUUUUUUAGAUAACAGAAAUAUGGUAUCCUUAUGUAUUACUUGUCUUCCAUAAAGCUGUAAUUAUCAUUAUUCUAUGUACAUAACUGUUAUUUGUAUAUUUCUGCAAAAUGAAAAGAGUAAAUUGAUGUUUUAUGAUAAAAGUGUCCAAGUCAUUUGUUUCUGCACAAAAUCAAUAACCUGGUCCAUCUAUGUCACAGUCUAUGCAUUCUCCUACACAGAGAGUCCAACAGCAAACCGCCUGUUGUACAACAAGCGGUUUGCCAUUGGACUCUCUGCGAAGUCUAUGAAGUCUGUAAAGGUUCAAUUUAACUAAUUGCCAACUAUCUGGAUAAAGUUAAACUUAAACUUCCCAAAUGAGACAUCACAGAAGCAGUGGAUUAUCCAUGCCUUGAAAAAGACUGGAGUUGAAGAGUCAAAAAUUUUGUUUCGGAAGUUAAAUUUAACUUUAUCCAGAAUGACUUCUACAAAGAACGCAGAUGAACUUUCAAGUUACGGCGCCAGAGAUUAUUGCAAUUUAGGGCCAUGAUUGACAACUUCAGCCAUUCCAAAAGACUUCAGCGCAAUUGUAUUGAGAACAAACCACAAUGUCGUAAGUCCCAUAGUCCAUUCACUGUGAAGCCGUUUACAUUAGAGUAUUUCCAAUUUGCCAGAGUACCAACCUCAUUUAUCACACAUCUAACUAGGUUGAUACACACAGCUUAUGAACAUUAAUCCACAAAUGUAAACGUCACAUCACCUACUUCCACUUCUCUACAUGUACAAAACCACGAUGUACAGUUUUGUCUUGACAGCCUUGUGACUGUAUUUUUUUUCAUUUAAUGACAUAACGAUCAACAUGAAAUAACUGCAAGUACAGCAACAGUUUCAUUGUAACACAAUUAUGAUUACUGUUUCCAAAAAGCUGGUGCCUGUGUGUUUCUAUCUUGCAGAAGCAAGGUGUAAGUAUUGCAGCUACAAUGGUAGAAAACAUCAAAUAGCAACUACAACACAUUUCCCCAUCACCACUGACUACAGUUAUCCCAUGACAGACAUCUAAUUGGACGGAUAAUUCCGGAGAUGUAGCGUGAUGUCACGUCCAAAGUCUGAUGAUCUUAUGAAAGCAUCUGUACAUUAUAAGGGUGGCUAGGAACAAGGAAUGUCUUAAUCCGCUUUUCAAGGAUUCUUCAGAUUUACAACUACAUAAAACAGAUUCUAUGAACACUUAUCCUAAACCUUAGGAACUUUGCUGUGGCUGUUGAGAUGCCUAGCUAGCAAAUCUGUCAACAUAAUGUCUAUCAAUGACCAACAAAGUAAAAUCAAACUAAAACAUUUCUUUCUUUAACAAUUGGGCUUUGAAACACUUUGGAUGAAAAGACAGCACCUAUAAGCUUCACAUAAACUGGUAUUAAAGGCAUUUUGAAAAAGCUACCAAACACUGGUAUACAAAAAUUAAAACAGUAAUUCUCAUUCAGUUGCUUUUUCAGGUUGGGUCAUCUCUUAUCAAAAUAAUCUCUUCACAUCUCCUUUCUCAGGAUUUUACAGCACAGUGCCUUGUAAAAAAUCUAGAUAUACAACAAAUAACAUACUUUAUACACACAUAUAGUUACAGAUUUCAAAUUCACAGGAUCAACAAUACCCAUUAGAAAAAAAUCGGGGUAAAAUUUGAUCAACAAAAUCAAUAAAUGCUGACAAGUCUGCCUUCUCUCGAUUGUAGGUUACAUUACCACUUUGAUACUUAUUACUGCACAACUCAGUAGGAACAACGUAAAGAAUGUGAUUGAUGAUCCUACAUUAUCAUUAACAUAAUUAAUAUCUGUAAAUGCCAAGCUAGAUACUGUGACAAA